AUGGCCCACAGGAAAGCGCCUCUUAUGGCUCUUUCUCCUAUCUUCACAGGCAAGUACUCCCUUCUGAUCUGCUCUUCAUUGUCCCGACUAACAUUUCACUGGCAGGACCCAGCCACGCCGGCAGACUUAGGGCAUUCGAGACCUGGCCCCACAGGAAAGCGCCUCUUGUCACAGGAUGGAAUGAACCUGGACUGGGCUGGAUGUCGUUGUGCGAGGGAGGCUGCAUGGUGUGUCGAGGUUCACGGGCUGCUCUUGGGAUUGCUUGGUUGA
Messenger RNA from Penicillium verhagenii, 270 nucleotides. RefSeq lists its product as uncharacterized. The record is from RefSeq and is a predicted model, not a curated record. The coding region runs from base 1 to 270 and encodes 89 amino acids. NCBI's taxonomy places the organism in Eukaryota, Fungi, Ascomycota, Eurotiomycetes, Eurotiales, Aspergillaceae. The transcript is spliced from 2 exons.